Messenger RNA from Podospora pseudopauciseta, 462 nucleotides. RefSeq lists its product as uncharacterized. Gene Ontology annotation, molecular function: protein binding. The transcript has a single exon. The coding region runs from base 1 to 462 and encodes 153 amino acids. The record is from RefSeq and is a predicted model, not a curated record. NCBI's taxonomy places the organism in Eukaryota, Fungi, Ascomycota, Sordariomycetes, Sordariales, Podosporaceae.
AUGCAAAGCGAAAUCAUGUCACACGACGGUGCCAUACCUCUGCUACACUGCGCCGUUGGACGCGGUCACAUUGAGACUGUCAACAAACUGCUCAGAGCAGGCGCUGACAUUGAUGCAAGAGCAGGCAAUGGUGAAACGGCUCUGCACAUUGCCGCUCAGUUUGGUCGCAUGACAAUUACUGCAAUGCUCCUUGCAAGCGGUGCGAAGAUUAAGGCGAAGGACAAUGAAGGCCAUACACCGCGACAUUUGGCUCAAGAGAAGGGACCUAGUAAUUUCGAGUGCCUGUUCGACUUAGCCUGGCCACGUGAGAUUCAGAGUCGAGAGAAAAUACCGGUCAUCCCUGACAUCACACCCGAGAGCCACUCCACCAAGAGCCCUUACUCCUUCACAAAAGCUUUCAGGAAGUUUCAUCGUCAAUUGUACAAAGGCUUUCCAAAUUCGAAAAAUAACUGGUUUUGCUAG